UUGUUCCGAUACUUGAAUUUUGGUUCACAAUUUAGCACACUAAAAUUGGCGGGAAGUGAUGUGUUGUCAAAUUUUGUAACACAUUUCAAAGAAGAUAUAUAUACACAUCUACAUUGAAGUUGCUAACCGCUCAAACUGAAUUACUAGUACAUGGAAUGAUGCUGUUGGUGUAAAUAUUACCAGGUAUAUAGAUGUAAAUCAUGUAAAUUAACAAAACAACAAUCAAGUCUAUGCACAUACAUAUUAUGGAAGAAACAGAGUUAGAAAAAUACCAAAAGGAAGUAUGGAUGAGGAGCCAGAUUGAAAGCCAUGAUAUUCAGAGAGAGGCAGCUACUAGUUCUACAAAAGUUAAUAAAGAUGACUCAGUGAAACUGAUCAAUUUAUUAACAGAGUUAGGUGAAGAUUUAAGAAAACAACAUUUUGAUAAAGACAGAAAAGAAGUCAUAAUUAAGAGAAUACAGCUUGGGAAUUUUUUGGUUAAAGAAAUAUUUGAAGAAGAGAAUAUAAAUGAUGAAAAUAAAGAGAAGUUAAAAUACAUUGCUGAGUUGUUAGAGAAGCAGUGUCGACUUGUCACAGAAAUAAUGAAAGCCUUAAAGAGAACAACUGAACUAAGAAGUAAACUGGAUUCUCUGAAGAAAGACAAUUUUGAGAAAAGAACAGAAAGUAGAAGAAUAAUGUUGGAGAUAAAGGAGAAAAAUGAAGCUAAACAACAAAUUAUUAGAGACCCAGAAACUAUGCAAUCCUUGAAAGAGUUUGAUAUUAUAAUGCAGAAGAUUGUGAUAGCCAGACAUACCUUGCAGGGUCUUGUGCUGGGUAGUGGUGUUAACUGGGCAGAUGACGCACAGUUGUUGGAGGUUGUCCUAAAACUAGGAGAAACUUUGGACUUUAAGUGAUUUAUGAACAUUUGUUGUUAACUUGGAGAACAUGUUUACUUAUUUAUUGGUGAAAAUCACAGAUUGUUUCAAUUAUAUGUUUGAAAUUUGUCGGAUUAAUAUAAAAAUAAACUUAGUAAAAACCAA
Mytilus trossulus (common blue mussel) is the source of this 1019-nucleotide messenger RNA. RefSeq names its product centromere protein H-like. The record is from RefSeq and is a predicted model, not a curated record. The transcript has 9 exons. Gene Ontology annotation, molecular function: kinetochore binding. Bases 231 to 893 code for a protein of 220 amino acids. Gene Ontology annotation, biological process: chromosome segregation; mitotic spindle organization; kinetochore assembly. Lineage: Eukaryota; Metazoa; Mollusca; Bivalvia; Mytilida; Mytilidae. Gene Ontology annotation, cellular component: kinetochore; nucleus.